Somion occarium is the source of this 1723-nucleotide messenger RNA. NCBI's taxonomy places the organism in Eukaryota, Fungi, Basidiomycota, Agaricomycetes, Polyporales, Cerrenaceae. The record is from the annotation of a GenBank genome assembly.
AUCUGCAAUUUUCACAAUCGUUCGAACCCUUCAUCGAUCCAACUAGCUCAUCCUGCUUUUGGAUGUACGUGAGACAGGUAAUGGCCGACCGGUAAACGCCUUUGCACUGCUUACAAUCAAAAGGGGUUCCCAUUCGUUGUCCAAGUUCAAGCUCAAGAUGAGGGUGCGAAGAGUCGGUGCGCUCUCAUCUCCACUUCAUCGGGAAUCCGAUGUUCUAGGGAUUCAUCACUUCCCUAUAUGGCUAUUUGACGCAUGCUUUUGAAAGUCUGCACUCAUACCUGACCUCUUCGCUGAAAGGAGAUCUGACCUUCCAACCAAUGUGGCAGCGAGCGGACGAAUUGCCUUAGACAUUUCCAGGUUUUAAAUCCGGUGGUCGGGACAAGGGGUCACCGAUUCGUUCUCACAGCUAUCUGCUCGGGAUACGGUAUCUUGUCGAAAGCUGGUAUAAGAGGUCGGAAGGAAUGCCUUGUCAAUUGCACUCCAUCCUGCGUUCUCCAACUCAACUUCCCGGAUCAGCUUGUUCUUUGUGAAGAAUAAAACAUCAUGGUCAAGAUCGCAAUUGCGGGCGGCACAGGAAACGUUGCUAGAGAGAUUCUUGAGCCUCUGCUCUCAAAGAACAAACAUAAAUUAGUCAUUCUCACACGCACGGACCCCUCUCCCGAGGCUAUAGUCCACCCUGACAUUACCUAUGUCAAGGUCGACUACAAGGACAAGGCGUCGCUGACCAACGCUUUGCGCGGGGUCCAUACCGUACUUUCCUUCGUCGUAGUGGUUCUCGAUCCGGGGAGUAUUGCCCAGAAGAACCUCAUCGACGCUUCUAUCGAGGCGGGCGUAAAGAGAUUCGCUCCUAGUGAAUGGGCCUCCCCCAAGGUCAAGGAAGUACCUUGGUACGCAGAGAAGGAGACCGUUAGAGAAUAUCUUCGUGAAGUAAAUCGAGAGAAGAAAGUCCUAGAAUACUGCUUGUUCCAGGGCGGCGUCUUUUCCAAUUACCUCGCAAGCCCUCACAAGACGGCCAAACAUCUUGUUCCUGUCAUGUUGCCCUUCGACUUCCAGAACCGCCGCGCUAUCGUAUUGGAAGGCCACAAUGACAUUGAUGGCCUGACCUUCACCAAAGUUCAAGAUGUCGCAAAUAUUGUCGCCGAGGCUGUAGACUAUGAAGGCGAAUGGCCUUUGGUCGGGGGCAUCCGCGGCAAUUACCUUACAGUGGGGCAGAUCUUGGCUUUAGGAGAGAAAAUUAGGGGUAAACCGUUUGCAGUCGAAACGAUCACUUUGGAAGACAUUGAGUCAGGAAAUGUCAACACGUCCUGGUACCCUGUGCUCGAGCAUCCGUCUAUACCAAAGGAAGAGAUUGAAUCCUUCUCCAAGAUGGCUCUCGGAGGCACUCUGAAAGGGAUUGCACACGCUGCUUACACUGUGACGAGUGAUGAGUGGAACAAGCUCCUGCCCUGGUACAAGUUCACGGAUAUCGAGGAGUUCCUGUCAGAAGCAUGGGCUGGGAAGCCUUAGAAGGCGUGAUAGAGAUGUAUGGCCAACAGUGAGGGACGGUUUUAGGACGCUUGGCAUCACGUUGUACUCUGGCGUAUUAUAGCUUUCACUAUCCAUCAUUCCGACAUUGAAUCUUCCUGUUGAAUCUCGUUCGACUUAAGCAACGAACUCGCCUCUAUUCCACUGGUUACUACUGUCAGUAGCAAAUAUGAAUUGCAACACGAACACGUUCACCUGC